This is a messenger RNA of Morchella importuna, 630 nucleotides long. RefSeq lists its product as uncharacterized. The transcript has 11 exons. Lineage: Eukaryota; Fungi; Ascomycota; Pezizomycetes; Pezizales; Morchellaceae. The coding region runs from base 1 to 630 and encodes 209 amino acids. Gene Ontology annotation, biological process: mitochondrial respiratory chain complex I assembly; response to oxidative stress. The record is from RefSeq and is a predicted model, not a curated record. Gene Ontology annotation, cellular component: membrane.
AUGGCAGCAAUGCAUGCCAUGCCGAAGAUGAGACUUAAACGACUCACGCAAAUGAUUCGAAGUAUACUAUGUGCUAAAUAUAUAUCCGCUGAUGGACACACUGAUAUUAUGCCUGAGGUAACUUUAGAUCUACAAGAGCGACACAUAUCGCCCCGCGACAUCUCGAACACCUCUCCACCCCUGCAAAACUCUCCACUCCCUAGCUGCAUAAAUAUGUCGACGAUUUCUAGGACUUUGAGGUACCUUAGGCGGAUAGGUUUUAAGCAGUAUGCUUACCAGAUGAAUCGCAUUGGUGACACCAAGUACGGUGUUCUUGUUGGUACCGAUAAAUACGGCAAUAAGUAUUAUGAGAACAAAGACGAGGAGCUUCCCUUGAGAACCAAGUGGGUUGACUACAAAGAAUGGAAGGAAUACGAUGCAUCCAUGGUUGAGCCCGGCUGGCACGGAUGGCUCGCAUAUAUGUUUGACAAGCCCCCCACCUCCGAGCCGAUUAUGAAGCAUGAUGUUAGGCCCUGGGAAAGUAAGGAGCAUAUUCCGAACCAGACAUUCAGCCGUGCUGCUUACAAGCCAUACUCUACGACCAAACCGAAAAUUUCGUCUUGGGAUGCAAUUGCCAGACCAAGAGUUUAA